UAUGACGACUAAUAUUUAAGUGAUUUGUCGAUUUAGGCCAUCAAUUUCUGGCCAGAUUGAGAGUUAGAUAUAUUUUGCAGAUGACAAGAGUAUUCUAAUAGAGAAUCAAUAAUUUAACUUCGACCGCAUCUUUCAUCCUGGAAAAUAAAUAGAAGUAUUUAAAAUAGGUGCAGAACCUGUAAUUAAAGGAGUGUUAGAAGGAUUUAAUGGAACUGUUGUAGCUUAUGGAUAGACAGGAUCUGGAAAAACACAUACUAUGGAAGGCUCAACAGGAGAAGAAUAAGGAAUCAUAAAAAGAAUGGUUAAUACAUUAUUUGAUUAUAUUGAAGCAAGUCCUGAUUAUAUUGAAUAUCGUAUUAAAAUAUCAGUUGCUGAAAUAUAUAUGGAGAAGGUGAGAGAUUUAUAGAAUAUCAAAAAAAAUGAUUUAAAAAUUAGAGAAGAUAAGAAUCAUUCUACAUAUAUUGAUGGAAUAACCGAAACAUCAAUAGUUGAUUAAUCAGAAAUAUAUGAUAUUCUAAAAAUGUGUAAUUCUAAUAGAAUGAUAGCUAGCACUAAUAUGAAUGAAUAAUCAUCUCGUUCACAUAUGAUAUUUAUCAUGACAGUUUAAUCUAUUGAUUUAAGAGAUUAAUCAGCUAAAACAGGUAAACUAUUUUUAGUUGAUUUGGCUGGAAGUGAAAAAGUAUCUAAAACUGGUGCUGAAGGUAAAAUCUUAGAUGAAGCUAAAGGUAUUAAUAAAUCAUUAUCUGCAUUGGGAUAAGUAAUUAAUGCAUUAACAGAUGGUAGUUAACAUGUACCUUAUAGAGAUUCUAAACUAACUAGAAUUUUAUAAUGUUCUUUUGGUGGAAAUAGUAGAACUACACUUAUUAUUACAUGCUCUCCUGCAUAGUUUAAUUUAUCAGAAACUCUAUCUACUUUAAGAUUUGGGGUUAGAGCAAAAGCUAUUAAAAAUAAACCGAAAAUCAAUAAAGAACAUACUGUUGAAGAACUUAAAAUCAUUCUUUAAGAUAAAGAAAGAGAAAUCUUAUUAUUAUAAGAAUAACUCUCAUAAUAUCAAAAAGGGAUUAUUAUUAGUGAUGAAGAUAAAGAAAUGAUUAAAGAUAUUUAAGAAGAUAUCAUUCUAGAAUAACCCAAUGUUAAUGAAUAAUUAUUUAAUAUGCAAUAAAUUAUUACUAAAUAUGAAUAAGAUAUUGAAGUUUAUAAAUAAUAGGAAUUUGCACAUUAAUAAAGAGAAAUUGAAUUUUCCAAUCUUAUUAGAUUCAAAGAUGAUGAAAUGCAAGAAAGUUUUAAUAUUAUCCUAAUCUAUUAUUUUAGAAAUGUAAGAUUUUGCAAAUUAGUAAGCUAAACUUGAAACUGAAUAUCAAAAUAAAUAAACUCAUUUGUUUAGAGUAUUGUCUUCUAAAUUGGGAAACAUAGAUGAUGAACCUCAUAUUGAUGAAGAUCAAAUAUUAUGUUUAAUCGAAAAUUAUGCUAAAGAAAGGGUUUCUUCUAAAUUAAAAUAAAUUACAUACUUAUAUUAAAAACAUCAUAAGGAUGCUUUAAAUGAUUAAUUAAUGCUAUUCUUGACAGAUGAUAAAAAAGAAUUCAACAUUCAUAGUAAUUUUAGUAAUAAGAAUUAUAGAUGAUUAAUUGGCUGAAUUACAUAUUCAAGUGGCUUAAUUAAAAAAACAGAAUCUUGAAUUAUAAACUGACUCUACCACUUAGUCGUAGUUACUUGAAACAUUAGAGAAAACAUAACAGUUAUUAGAUGCAGAAAAGGCAAAAUGCUAAAAAUUAGAAUAUACUUUGAAUAAAAGUUUUUAAAUUUUAUAAUUACUAGAUAAUAGAAUAUAUAAUGAAAAAUGUAAAGAGUUGAAUAAAAAUAUUGAAAAGAUGUUAUCUGGAGUUCACUAAGUCAUUAAUGAAAAAUAAAAAUAUUAUAGAGAUUCUUAAAAAUUAAAAAAGAUUUGUGAUGAAAAAAAUUAAAAAAUUUAAGUAUAAAUUUUUAUUAAUUAUGUUUAGAAAUUAGAAGAGGAAGUUAAUAGACUUAGUGUAGAAAAUUUAAAAUUAUUCGUUAAAUAUGAUUAACUAAAAGAAUUGCAAAAAUAAGACAAGAGUUAACAUCUAGAUACUUCAGAAGUGAAUUCUUCAUUUCGAUAAAAUAAAAAAAUUCUUAAAUGUUUGAAAGGUGGUACUAAAAAUCCAAAUACCGAAUAAGUUAUAGGUAAGGAAAACAUUUCUGAUGAAGAAUAAUGAUAU
Paramecium sonneborni is the source of this 2235-nucleotide messenger RNA. The record is from the annotation of a GenBank genome assembly. Lineage: Eukaryota; Ciliophora; Oligohymenophorea; Peniculida; Parameciidae.